This is a messenger RNA of Pistacia vera, 8733 nucleotides long. Its product is annotated as helicase protein MOM1. Gene Ontology annotation, molecular function: ATP-dependent chromatin remodeler activity; ATP binding. The coding region runs from base 779 to 8446 and encodes 2555 amino acids. Lineage: Eukaryota; Viridiplantae; Streptophyta; Magnoliopsida; Sapindales; Anacardiaceae. The transcript has 23 exons. The record is from RefSeq and is a predicted model, not a curated record. Gene Ontology annotation, biological process: heterochromatin formation.
GUCUGGUGUCCCAUCCUUUUUCCCGCAUUCUCUCAACAAAUUUUGUGUGAUUCACCAUUUUAUCGUGACAAUUUAACAAGCAGCUUCUGACUCACUUUUACCAUAAACUUUAAUCUCCUUCAUUUACAUUUUACACGCAGGGUUUUGGAAGGUUCAAGGAGUGACAUUGUUGUGACUGAGAUCUAGAAUUUUAUUGCUAUCAGAGGUCUGUUGAACUGAGCUUUGGUACCAGGGAGCGAAAACCUAUUGUGAGCGUGUUGGAUAUUUAUUAAUCAUAGCAUGAACAGGGAUGGCAACUGAUACUCGGUCUAAUCGCAAAUCUAAGGAUGAUGAAAGCUGUAAUUCAAAAGGGAAGCAAACAAGUGGGAAAGGAUUGUCUAGCUCGGGCCUGGAAUCUUCAGACGCAUCUACUUUAAGGAGGUCAGCAAGGGAAACAUCUUCAUCAAAGAAAAAUAUGACUUCAAGCCCUUCAAGUACCCGGAAGUCUGAGCGUCUUGAAAAGCGUAUCUCAACAACUCCUCCAGUUCAGGGGAAAUCUGAGAAAGUUGAGAAGCAUACUACAGCAGUCCCUUUGAGGAGGUCCGAGAGGGGUAAGAAGCCCUCCUCCUCCAGUUCUUCAGGUUCAAAGAAAUCUGAUAAAAGCUCGAGCUCAUCAAAGAUAAAAUGGAAAAAAGAGAAAAAGGAGAAGAGUGUCAAACAGUUGAAUAUGGAAACCAAAGAAGUUAGCAACGAAAGUAAGAAACGGGAUACUUGACCUCUUCUGGUGGAGAAAAAGAGAAUGGAUGCACGUAUCUAUAGGGCACUUUUCAAGCGACAACCUAAGAAGGUUAAAGUAGAAGAUCAUAAUAAGGAGCUGAAGAUGAGGGACAAGUCUUCUCAGGGUUACGGCAGCGACCGCGAAGAUGAGAGUCUCAAGAAAGUUAACAGCGACCUCAAAGAUGGGAGUCGUAAGAAAGUUAACAGCGACCACCAAGAUGAGAGCCUUGAGAAAGUUAAGAACGACCACAAAUAUGAGAGUCUUAAGAAAGUUAACAACAACAUCAAAGAUGAGGGUCCUAAGAAAGUUAUCAGUGACAUUGAAAGCAGUGAAAGAAGGCAUGAGGAGUUGAGAGAUAAAGAGGUUCCAAGUUUCUUUGAAAUAGCUGGGGAGGAGCCCAAUGCUGGUAUAAAUAGAUCUGCACAAGGUGCAUCAAGAGUUUGGGAGGCUAAUGGCCCUGAUGUUGGAGAUUCUAUUACUUUCUCUAAGAGUGGUGACACAACCAUAGAGGCAAUUGCUGAUGCUGAGCAGGCAAAGGUGGCUUGUUUAUCCAAAGAAAAAUUUCCUUCACCUGAGUUGCUAGAUUCUACGGUGGUGGGACGAACCUUAGAUGGUGUUAUUGGUACAGAGAGGUGUCAUGAAGUCAUGCCUUUGAAAAGAAAAAGGAAGGAAGUGAAUGUGCAUCCUGAUACUUCUUCUGUGAUUGCAAAUAAAAGUUCAAGAAGUGGAGAAGUUAUCACUCCACCAACAGAGUGUGUUGAUACAUGUGGCACUUGUUUUAAGAGGCAAAGGGUUGAUUAUGAUUCAACAAGGCAGGAAUGUUGCUCUUGUCUCCUAAAACCAAAAGAAAAAUUGGAUGAGGGAUUGUCUGAUGCCUCUAUUGCCAAGGAUAGAGGGAAACCUGGAGCCGGUGUUACCACAGAACUUGUUGCAAAUUGCGGAAACCAUAUGCAGCGAAAUGGAUCUUUUGUAGAUAUACCAGCUGAUGGCUUCCAAAAUACAUGUCUUAUCUGCAAGCUUGGUGGAAAGCUCUUGUUCUGUGAUGGAAUAGGGUGUAAAAGAAGUUACCAUCUAUCUUGUCUAGAUCCUCCUAUGGAGAAUGUUGCACUUGGAGCUUGGUAUUGUAUUCCAUGUGCUAGGAAGAAAAUAGAAUCAGGUGUACAUUCAUUGUCAAAAGGAAUAGAGUCGAUUUGGGAUGUUGGAGAGGAGGUAUCAGAUGCUGAUGGAUCGAGAAAGCAGAAGAAAUACUUUGUAAAAUACAAAGGUCUUGCCCAUGUUCAUAAUUGUUGGGUUCCAGAAAGUCAACUACUUUGUGAAGCUCCAUCUCUUGUUUCUAAAUUCAACCGGAAAAACCAGGUUGCAAGGUGGAAGGUGGAAUGGACUUUGCCUCAUCGUUUGCUACAAAAAAGAUCCUUAGUAUCUCUUAGGCAGUAUGAUGAGUAUUUUAGUGAGCAUGAUGGUGGUGGUCUAGAUUGCCACUAUGAGUGGCUUGUGAAAUGGCAUGGUCUUGAUUAUGAGCACUCUACAUGGGAAUUAGAGACUGCACCUUUUAUCAUUUCUCCGGAAGGCCAGAGUCUUAUAAGAGACUAUGAAAAUCGUCACCAUAAGGCAAAGAUAGCUUCUUAUUUAUCUAGCGUUGAAAAGAAAACGGAGAAAGUUUUCCCCGUCAAAUUGGAUCAUUUGUUGACUGGAGGUUCAUCUGUGUCCAAGAAUAAUCUAGACUUUGUUAACAAGCUUCGUGAAUAUUGGCACAAGGGCCAGAAUGCUGUUGUUUUUGAUGAUCAGGAAAGAAUUGUGAAGGUGAUUUUAUUCAUAAAAUCAUUGUUAUCGGAUGUCUCUCAGCCUUUUCUUAUCAUCUCAACUUCUCCUUCGCUUCAUUCUUGGGAAGAUGAAUUUUCACGUUUGGCACCAUCAGCUGAUGUUGUAGUUUACAGUGGAAGCAAAGAAAUACGAACAAGUCUGAGGACAUUAGAAUUUUAUGAGGAAGGAGGGUGCAUAAUGUUUCAAGCACUUAUAACCUCACCAGAAGUUGUUAUUGAGGAUCUAAAUGUAUUUGAGAGCAUAGGAUGGGAGGCGAUAAUAGUUGAUGAGUGUCAACGUUCCAAAAUUUCUUCUCAUUUAGAACAAAUUAAGAUGCUAAUUACUAAAAUGAGGCUUCUACUUGUCAGCGGUCAACUAAAGGAUACAAUAGCUGAAUACCUUAAUAUGCUUUCUGCCCUGGAUUAUCAACCUGACAGAGGUUCACUUAGUAAUGAGGGCUUCAUAACAGAUUCAAUUGAUAAUAUUGGUACUCUGAAAGAAAAGCUGUCAAAGUAUGUUGCAUAUGGUGGCAAGUUGGAUUCUUCUAAGUUUGUGGAGUAUUGGGUCCCUGUACAGAUUUCCAAUGUGCAGCUUGAGCAGUAUUGUGCUACUUUGCUGUCGAACUCUUCGUCACUUUGCUCAACUUUGAAGAAUGAUCCUGUUGGAGCCCUCCGUGAUAUUCUUAUUUCUACGCGGAAGUGCUGUGAUCAUCCCUAUAUUUUGGAUUCAUUCCUGCGAAGAGCUCUCCUUGAUGGCCUUCAGGUGACUGAGCAUCUAGAUGUUGAAAUAAAAGCAAGUGGCAAGCUACAACUUCUUGACACAAUGCUUACAGAGAUGAAGAAUCAAGCUUUAAGAGUCCUUAUUCUUUUCCAGUCAAGGGGUGGUGCUGGGAAGAAUUCCGCCUCACUUGGAAAUAUUUUGGAGGACUAUGUACAGCAAAGAUUUGGUCCUCAUUCGUAUGAACAUGUUGAUGGGAAUGUCAUCCCUUCAAAAAAGCAGGCUUCUAUGAAUAACUUUAAUAAGAAGAGUGAGAGAUUUGUGUUCUUAUUAGAAACCCGUGCUUGUCUUCCCAGCAUCAAACUGUCUUCAGUUGAUACGGUCAUCAUAUUUAACAGCGACUGCAGUCCAGUGAAUGACUUACGAGCCUUGCAAAAGAUAACGCUUGAAUCGCAGUUUGAACAAAUAAAAGUAUUUCGUUUAUAUUCAUCUUUUACAGUGGAAGAAAAAGCUCUGAUCCUGGCAAAGCAAGAUAGACCUCCUGAUGGCUAUUUGCAAAAUAUGAGCCGGGUUUCUAGUCAUGUGCUGCUUAUGUGGGGAGCUUCAUAUCUAUUCAAUAGAUUGGUUGAAUAUCAUGUUAAUGAUUCACUAGCAUCCGGUUCAAGUGACAUCUUUGAGAAAUCUCUUUUGAAGAAUGUGACCCAGGAGUUCUUAACCAUACUAACUAAAACUGGUGAGGAUAAUGAUAGGAGCAAAUUGAAUGUAAUUCUGAAAGUCAAACAAGAUAGGGGAACUUACAGUGCAACUUUUCCAUUGUUUGGUGAAUCAAAAAUAGAAGUAAUAGAUGAAGGGGCACCCCACGUGUUUUGGAUGAAACUAUUGGAAGGUAAAACUCCAUGCUGGAAAUAUUCUUUUGUUUCAUCUCAGAGGAGCCGGAAAAGGGUUCGUUAUCUUGAUGAUGUAAAAAAUAAACCAGAGGGUGAGAAUGGUGAGGUUGUGAAGAAGCACAAGAAGGUGGCUAACAAUACUGUUAAUCCAUCCUCUAUGAAACAUGGACUAGGAAGAAAAAAAGCUUCUAGGAAUAAUGAAGGAACUUCAAGAAUUCCAGCACAGAGUGAAACAAUCUCUUUGAAGCAUGCUUCUCCCUCACCUUGUUUGGUCAACAAUAUCUCAGGAAUUCAAAGAGAAUUGUAUUACUCACAGAAGAAUCUUCAUCUUCUUUUGAAGGCAGAGAUAUCAAAACUUUGUGAAGUUCUACAACUCAGAGAGGAUGUCAAGGAUAUGGUUGAAAAGUUUCUUGAAUAUUUUAUGAUUAACCAUCCUGUCAGUAGAGAACCAGAAACCAUAUUACAGGCUUUUCAGAUAUCUGUGUGUUGGACUGCAGCUUCUUUGCAGAAGCAGAAAAUUGGUCACAAAGAAUCCUUUGCUCUUGCAAAACAGCAUCUAAAUGUUGGCUGCAAGAAAGAAGAUGCGGAUUUAUUUUAUUUAAAGUUACAGUGUCUGAAGAAAGUGUUCUUAUGCCAACUGGAGAAGUUGAAGUUGGCAGACUGUCCUAAAGCAUCUGAAAUUUCCAUUAAAGAUAUUGGUGGUGAUCAUUUGCAUACAAGUCUGUCACAAACGGAAACCCCUAACUUGCAGAAGGUUAAAGUAGAGGUUGAGGACUGGUCAACAGCUCAAGAAUGCUCUGACAAACUGGACCUUUCCAAGGUGGCCCAGAAAGAUAUCUUAAAAUGCAUCAACAAAAUUCAGAAGAAAUUCCAAAAGCAGAUGGCAAAGCUUUUUCAGAAGCACCAGAAAGAAACAGAGCACAUUCACCAACAGUACGAGGAAGAAAAAGCAAAUUUGGAAAAUAAGAAAAGAACAGAAGCGGCUAUUAUUUCUCAUUUACAUAGUCAUGGUAAUAGUUCAAUGAAGAUAGAUAGGCUUAAGAUAUUGGACAAUGAAUACGCAAAAGAAUUUGAAGAACUUAGAAGCGAGAGAGAUGCAAAACUCAAAAAUCUUGAGGAAAUGAAAAUCUCUGCCAUGAAAAUGGUUCAAGAGAAGGAAGCUAUUUGGGUGGAAGAAGUGAAGUCCUGGGUAGAAGUUGAAUUUUCAAAUAAGCCACCUUCUAAUGAAUUUGGGCAUGAUGUGCAAAAUAUGCUGACUAGCGAACAAAUAAAUGCUCAUGAUAGUCUGGAGAAUAUUUUCCCUGUUUCUGGUCAUCUUUCAGAAGAGCGGAGUCCUAACAAUCUUGUGCCCAUCACACUUGUGGGUGGGGUGGAAUCAUCUGGAGUUCAUCAAACUGUGCCCAAUGAAGCUGCAGUUUGUAGCCACCCUAUUGAGACUGUCGGUCCAGUUGGGCCCAGUAGGGUACUAAGUGACAAAUUUGAUACCAUAGCUUCUGAGAGAGCGUCAGUUUCUGGUUUCCAGGAACACAUGCAUGCCGGCAAUUUGGGUGACAAUCAGGGAAAAGUGGUGUCUAUGAAUUCUUAUUCCAAUCAAAAGGUUCCUGAUGGAGCCAUGUUAAGCAUGCCAGGUGGACAGGUUCAAUUGGAAGUUACUGAAACUGUCAGUUCCAGUGACAAUCCAGAGGAUGGCCAUCUGGCAUUUCAUUUAUCUGCAGAACAGAUUUGUGAUAGGGUUCCUUUAAAUCCUGAUGGGGAGCUUCUGAUGGGGGUAACCAAGACUGCUUCCAGUAAUAAUCUUGAGAAUGUUGUCUCAAUGAAUGCACCAUCGUUAGAUGAACAAAUUCAUGAUGGAGCCACAGCUAGCAUCACCGACACUGAGGUUUUAUUGAGAGUCCCUGAGGCAGAGGCUCAUUCAUCUGAAGAACAGAUUCCUUGUACGGCUGCAUUAACCAUACCUGAGGCAGAGGCUCCAGUGGUAGUGCCUGAAAAUGUCAGUUCCAGUGAUGGUCUAGAGACUGUUGCCUCGGUCAAUUUGUCUUCAUCUAGAGUAGAAAUUCCUGAUGCCAGUUUAUCCAUGCCUGAUGUAGAGGUUCAAUUGGGGGUUCCUGAAAGUUCUCCUGAUGAAGUGGUGGAAGUUAGUAAUACCAAUGAAGAGAAUGAUGGAUUGCCUGCAAUGUCCUUGGAUAAUGCUACUGAAGUCGUACAAACUGAUGGAGUGAGUUGUAAUGUCAAUGUGAAUUUGCAUCUGCAGGAUCUUUCUUCUGUUAACUCACCUUCAGUGCAAACUCCAACUACCACAGCUCAAGAUGGUCCAAUACCACCAAAUCGGGCUAUAUGUUCUGAAGUCAUCACAUCAACUAUAAUACAAAAUGGAGAUGCAGCAGCUGGUGAAAUGCAGAUUUCUUCCCAACAGUCUGUACCUUCUCAAUCCCAUCCGGUUGAUAAUGUAACGUCUGAUCCAUCUAAUCAUGUGGUAGCUGCUGAAAUACAGAUUCCUUCCCAACAAUUGGGGGUUCCUGAAAUUCCUGAUGCCAGUUUAUCCAUGCCUGAUGUAGAGGUUCAAUUGGGGGUUCCUGAAAGUUCUCCUGAUGAACUGUUGGAAGUUAGUAAUACCAAUGAAGAGAAUGAUGGAUUGCCUGCUAUGUCCUUGGAUAAUGCUACUGAAGUCGUACAAGCUGAUGGAGUGAGUUGUAAUGUAAAUGUGAAUUUGCAUCUGCAGGAUCUUUCUUCUGUUAACUCACCUUCAGUGCAAACUCCAACUACCACAACUCAAGAUGGUCCAAUACCACCAAAUCGGGCUAUAUGUUCUGAAGUCAUCACAUCAACUAUAAUACAAAAUGGAGAUGCAGCAGCUGGUGAAAUGCAGAUUCCUUCUCAAUCCCUUCCAGUUGAUAAUGUAGCAUCUGAUCCAUCUAGUCAUGAAGCACCAGCCUCUGAGCCUGUAGCACAAAUGCAGGUAUUGCCAUCCAUAGAUGUACUAUCUGGCCAUAAUCCCCCUGAUUUUCCUUCAGCUAGCAGAGUAGGAGCUCAUCCAAGCAGUGACCACUGCAUCACCAAUCAAAGUGCUCAGGCACAGAACGAUGUCGAGCUUCCGAAUCAAGCUGUUUUGCAGCCCAGUGCUGGUUUUGCACCAAGUCCUACUGAUGGAUUGGGAACUAAUGAAUGUGACACAAACACAGCAUCAGUUCCUUCUGGACAUAGUAAUCGUACUGUACCAAAUGCAGCCCCAGUAACAUACUUGUAUCAUGAUCCUCUUCAGAAGGAAUUGGAAAGAAUAUGCAGAGAUAAAGACAAAACCGUGAAGACUCAUGAAGAAACUAAGCUUCGGCUGAAAUCUGAUUGUGAGCGAGAGAUAGAGGAGGCUGUCACUCAAAUUCGUAGGAAGUUUGAGAUUAAGCUCAAGGAAACUGAGACAGAAUUUCAGAGUAAAAAGAGGGAGCUGGAUGCUUAUCACAAUCAAGUUCUGCUGAAUAAGAUCUUGGCUGAGGCUUUCAAAGCCAAGUGUAUGGACUUGAAAGCAUCCAGUGCUGGAAUGCAACAAGAGUUAACUUCCAGUUUCAUUCAGCGUCUUGCACAGCAAUCAUCACAGCAAUCUGCUGCUCAAAGGCCUUCUGUUUUGGCUGGGUCUUCUUUAUCUGGCUCCUUGGCAACUACUUCAGCAUCUACUAGUACAACUCCAUCCACCCUGCUGACGACAUCUCUUCCUCCUGCAGCUAGUCCACACGCUGCAGUUCCACCGUUACAGGCUGUUCACCAUUCAUCAGCACUUUUUUCAAGUGGUGCAACGAGACCACCUCACAUCAGUUCCGUAAACUCUCCUGCUGGAAACCACCAAGUUGGUACUGGAAUUCGUGCUCCUGCCCCACAUUUACAACCUUUUAGACCUUCAUUGCCCAUCUCUUCAACCAGUCUUCCAUCUUCUAGUGUGUUACCAAGUCAGCAGAUGCCAAGUAACCCUCCUGCAACUUCUCUCUCACUUUCCCAGUAUCCUUCUCGACCACCACCACCCCCCACAUUCCAUCCCAGUGCUUACAAUAGGGCACACCAACCUGAAACUGUCGUAGGUAUUCCAUCUCUUCCCAACACUUCUCUCCCAGCCCUAGAGCUACUUAGGGAUUUUGAUGCUAGAUCUGGGGCAAAUCCAAUUCCACCUAGCAGUUUGCCCCCACUACCAGAUCUGGGUUCAGCUGUCCUGCCUGAAUCUGCCCUGCAGAGUAGUAUGCGGGCUAGCACGGGACAGGUGAGUGGAGCAGCUGAUGUUGUUUGUUUAUCAGACGAUGAAUGACUGGCCAUUCAAUAUUACAAGGUUUUUUGAAUUAUUUAACAUAGGUCCACCAUGCUGAUCCCCUGAAAUUGUAAUAGUGAUCUCCUUGCUAGGAAUUUUGCGAAUGUAUAUAUUUGAAUACUUUGUAUGUAAUCUAAAAAAAAAAAAAAAAAGGAUGAGGCCAUUUUUUCACAGUACUUUCUUUUGCCUGUUUUGUAUCCAAUCAAUUGUCAAAUGGAGCUGAGCCUGAGAACGCUUGACGUUAAAUUAAAGCUCUGAAUAUUAACACCAACCACCAAAAUUUUGUU